CUCACAGUAUCAUUGUAUACCCAGAGUGUUAAAAAUAAACAAAAAUGUUCGCCAAGAUUGUAGCCUUCGCCACCCUUGUAGCUUGCGCAAGCGCUGGAUUGCUCGGUGGGCAUGGUCUAGGGGCUAUAUCAGUAGCCCAUGCAGCGCCUAUUGCCAUCGCCGCGCAUGCACCUGCGCAUCAUGAAACUGUCGAUUACUUUGCAUACCCUAAAUACGAAUUCAACUAUGGAGUAGCUGACGGACACACUGGAGAUCACAAAUCACAAAAGGAAAGUCGCGACGGUGAUGUUGUGAAGGGUUCCUACACUGUUGCCGAACCUGACGGUACUCUCAGAACUGUCCAUUACACCGCUGAUGAUCAUAACGGUUUCAACGCUAUUGUCACGAGGUCCGGACAUGCCGUGCAUCCUCAAAUAGUCCAUAGUCAUGCCGUAGCACCAGUAGCUCUUUCAUUAGGACAUGGACAUGGCCUUCAUUGAUGAUCUCAAAGGCUUAUAGAAUGUGUUGCUCAUUUAUGUAUAUACCUCAUAGGUUGUUUUUGCUAGUGUUGUUCGUUCUUCUUUGUAGCAUGUAUUGUAUCUCAUCUUCGCCAUAUUUAUUUUUUGUAUUCAAAUAAAAGACUAUCGUUAUAAUGAAACAAUUAUUUUUAUUUAUUACCUUCUCUUUUAAAAAAUGUCGGAAUUUAUUUUGCGAAAUUGAAAACCAACUUAAAAUAUAACUUUAUUUCAAAAUUGGAAAGCAACAAUACAUUUUAAUGUUAGAAUAGUGACUUAUAGUGACUUCUCUGUACGUCUUUUAGAAAUAACAUUCUGAUUUUCUUUCUCUUUUAAGCAUAACAUGUAUUAUACUACAAACAAAUAUCUUGUUACCAUUUUUAAAUUUUUGUGUAAAGUUUAUAAUUUAUAUAUAAUACCUAUUAUAAUCACUUGAAAUAGUUCUUUAGAACAUCUUAGAACUGGUUUUUUAAAAUAUCUUCGGAUUAUUUGGUUAUUUUCUUGUAAAUCUUUUAGAGUUGCUCCUUUGAAACUAAUUCCUGCCAUUGUGUAGAAAAAUAAGGAUAUUUUUUUAUAUCUACAAGCUGUUUCUUAUCCUUGUAAGUCUUUAAAAAGUCCUUAGAUCCUUUUGAAUCUUUUAAAUUUAGGUUCUGUUUUUCACUUAAAAAGUCCUUCAAUCCUUUGUAACUUGUUCCUAACAACAAUUUAGAAAAUAAGUUGGUAUCUAGAAACUGAUCUUCUCUUGAGGAUUCACUGGAAUCCUUUAGAUUUAUUGCCUGCUCUUCUCUUGGGAUUUCUGUAGGAUCUUUUAAAAUUUGUCUUGGAAAUUGUUUACGAAAAUUGUUUUGAAAGCCCAAAUUGAAACUAUUUAUUAAUUGUUCCUGAUGCUGGCCUGGAGUAUAUUUUUGUACUGUUUUGUAAGAUUUAGUUUGAUCUAAUAGGCCAUUGUUACUUUGCUUAUAAUUUUUUACAUGUUUCCAUCGUCUCCACAAAUCUUGAAAUCUUGUUUUCGGAGUCGUCUUCAUCGUAAUCAAAUUAUUGCAUCCAUUACAAGGUGAAGUAGGUAAAUCACCGAAGAUGUCGCCUCUGCAAUGGUUCUUGAGAUGAAUACUUAAAUGCAUAGUAACUAUGGAUAACGCUAGGACGUAAAUCAAAAAUUGUAUGACUAUCCAAAAGAGUACCACUGAUAAUGGUGUCAGAUUCUUAAACAGGUCUUUGAUAAUCCAUGCUGCUGUCGCUUUAUCUUUUAUUGGUCUUGAACCUCUGCUUUUUUCGAAAGGAUCUUCAUCGUCUACCGUUAUGAUACUUGUCAUAAUUAUUUAAAGUUAAUUUGAGUUUGACGUACAAAGGUUUCGU
Molecule: messenger RNA, 1850 nt
Organism: Psylliodes chrysocephalus
Lineage: Eukaryota; Metazoa; Arthropoda; Insecta; Coleoptera; Chrysomelidae
Source: the annotation of a GenBank genome assembly